Budorcas taxicolor (takin) is the source of this 1333-nucleotide messenger RNA. It is a transcript of the gene TMEM9, whose product is annotated as transmembrane protein 9. NCBI's taxonomy places the organism in Eukaryota, Metazoa, Chordata, Mammalia, Artiodactyla, Bovidae. Gene Ontology annotation, cellular component: lysosomal membrane. The coding region runs from base 84 to 620 and encodes 178 amino acids. The transcript is spliced from 6 exons. The record is from RefSeq and is a predicted model, not a curated record.
GGGCGGGGCCAGCCGAGUCCUGUGCCGCCGCGGCGGGGCUUGCAGGUGGGGGAUCUUGCCGGCCCCGUGAAGGCCCGAGAAGCAUGAAGCUCCUGUGUGUGCUGGCCGUGGUCGGAAGUCUGCUGGUGCCCCCAGCCCAAGCCAACAAGAGUUCUGAAGAUAUUCGUUGUAAAUGCAUCUGUCCACCGUAUAGGAACAUCAGCGGGCACAUUUACAACCAGAAUGUGUCACAGAAGGACUGCAACUGCCUGCACGUGGUGGAGCCCAUGCCAGUGCCCGGCCACGACGUGGAGGCCUACUGCCUGCUGUGCGAGUGCAAGUACGAGGAGCGGAGCACCACCACCAUCAAGGUCAUCAUCGUCAUCUACCUGUCGGUGGUGGGCGCCCUCCUGCUCUACAUGGGCUUCCUGAUGCUGGUGGACCCUCUGAUCCGGAAGCCAGACGCCUACACCGAGCGGCUGCACAACGAGGAGAGUGAGGACGCCCGCUCUGCUGCCGCCACCUUGGGGCCCCGGGCAAACACGGUCCUGGAGCGCGUGGAGGGCGCACAGCAGCGGUGGAAGCUGCAGGUGCAGGAGCAGCGGAAGACCGUCUUCGACCGGCACAAGAUGCUCAGCUAGGCGUGGCCCCAGCCUCCGGGGCUGGACGGAGCCCGGCGCUCUCCCAGCUCUGUGCCACCCUCCGGGCCUCCCCCUUUAAAGCCCCGGGCAGCUUCAUUCUCUCCAUCUUACGAAGUGUCAUGCUCAGCUGGGUGAUCCUGAAGUGUGCUGGUUCCCCACUCAGGCAGCCUCGGGGUGGAGGGGAGGGGACCACAGCCAGCCAGGGCCCUUGGGGCUGGAGCAGGCCUGUCUCCUGGCUGGGCCCUCCCCACCCCAGCCCACGCAUCACCCUCCCGGCUCCAGACCCUGGGGGCUGGGUCAUCGGGAGCUGCCUCCCGACCAGACCCCCCAGCCCUCAGGACGGCCCUGCCGGGAGGGCUGGGUGCUCAACCCACUGGUCCUCAGGGCCCCUGGUUGUGUUCCGGCUUCUCCCCUCAUCCUCUUCUCGCAUUGACGAGGGUGGGCAGAGUGCAGGCCCCUGCUCACUCUGCCUGGGCCCCUGCUCACACCUCAGGAAGCCAGGCUGUCCCCCCCCAACCCCGUCCCUGCCCCACAGGCUGCAGUUGCUGAGCCAUUGGUGGGACCACAGGACCCCGAGGCCACGUGGUGGCCCCCGGCCCCUGGGCCCUGGUCCUUAGAUCACCACUUGUCCCUGAGUUCCAGCGUCCCCGUGCAUGGAGACCGCUGUCCUGUUACUCACCAUCAUUAAAUUGUCUUUUUUUUCUCACUUUGUG